Messenger RNA from Symbiodinium necroappetens, 2553 nucleotides. The record is from the annotation of a GenBank genome assembly. NCBI's taxonomy places the organism in Eukaryota, Dinophyceae, Suessiales, Symbiodiniaceae.
AUGGAGUGGUUGCACCAAGCGCUUCAGGCAGCAGAAUCUCCCCAAGGUCAUCUUGAGAUCUCAACAAGUGAUACAGCCUACAUCAUCUUCACAUCCGGAUCCACCGGAGAACCGAAAGGAGUGGCCAUCUCACACCAUUCUGCUUCAAACACAUGCAUCAGCAUCAAUGAGCUCGUUCGUCUGAACAAGACCGACCGCGUGCUGGCAUUGUCGAGCCUGAAUUUCGAUCUCUCUGUGUAUGACAUCUUUGGGACGCUUGCAGCAGGUGCCACCAUUGUUCUGGGUUGUCCCAGCAAGUUGAGGGACUACCGCUACCUUUGUGAACUUGUCUUGGAGGAGGAGGUCACCAUCUGGAACUCAGUCCCCUUGAGGUUUGAGUUCCUGCUGGAAGAGUGGAAUGACGAUUCUAGGCGUUUGCCCAUCCGUGUGGCCUUGAUCAGCGGUGAUGCCAUCCGCACAAGUUUCGCACAAAAGGUCAAGCUGCGAUUUCCGCAAAUGAAGUUCUUGGCUUUGGGAGGGGCCACUGAGGCGUCCAUAUGGAGCAACUGCCACGAGUUCACAGACGACUCCCCGAGUGAUCUUCCAUUGGUGCUUUAUGGAGGGCCUCUACCGAAUCAGUGCAUGUAUGUCCUGGACUUUCUCCUGCGUGUCCGCCCUCCCUACGUCUUGGGCGAGAUCUUCAUUGGCGGUCUAGGAGUUGCAAAAGAGUACUUCAAAGAUCCCGAGCGCACGAGCUCAGCUUUCAUCUUGCAUGAAAAGUUUGGCCGCUUAUACAGAACUGGUGAUGAAGGUCGGUAUCUUCCGAGUGGAGAGAUUCAGAUCAUCGGCCGCAUGGACCAGCAAGUGAAGGUGAAUGGAUACCGUGUGGAGCUCGAGGAGAUUGAGAAAACAGCCAGUCAGGUCUUGAGCGGCGGCCGAGCUGUCGUCGUGGCGAAGCGAGAUGCUGAAGGUGUGACACAUCUUCGCGGCUUCCUAUGCUUGGAGCCCGAUGCUAAAAGGGAUGAGAAGGAGGUGAGCUCAGCUGUGCGGACUCACUUGCAAGCCGUUUUGCCCUCGUAUAUGUGGCCGGAAAGUUGGACUCAUCUUCGCGAGGUACCACACAGUUUGAACGGGAAGGUGGACAAGAGCAAGCUUUGGGACCUCGGAGGAGAACCGACUUCGAAUGCCACUUCGAAGCAGCCUCCUUGUGCAUCGCGCGUUCAUUACCGGGAAGUCCUGCUGCAGCAUGCGAGGGGCCUGCUCCAAAAACCGGCGUUGGACAAGGAUGAGAACCUGGUCAGUGCAGGGAUGACGUCAAUUCGCAUGAGGGAGUUCAACGUCCGCAUUUGCAAGGAGCUGGGCAUCCGAGUGCCUACGCACGCUGUCAUGGACCAUCCAACCGUCGCGAAGUUUGCAGAGCACUUGCUGGACUUGGGCCGUCCUCCAGCAGAGCCAGAGGAUCGUCUGAGCCCUCCGAUGGGGAGGCCCUUGAAGAGCUCGCGGAUGUUCAUUUCGAGCUUCGCCCAGAGGUUUCCUGGCAGUUUCAGUGGUUUCUACCGAGGGACCGACUGCCAAACGACCGUACCUCUCAGCCGCUUCGACAUCGAGGAAUACUUCAGCCCGGAUGAAGCUGGGAAGGCCUACACUCGCCAUGGCGCCUUUCUUCCUUCCGUGGAAGCCUUUGAUCCUGGCAGCUUUAACCUGAGCGAUGCUGAGGCUGCAGGAAUGGAUCCACAACAAAGGCUCGGCCUGACAGUGGCAAGGGCAGCUCUGCUUUCAAUGCGCGAUUUGAAGGACUUGGCGGUCUUCGUGGGGCAGAUGAAUUACGACUGGAUGGUUGCAUCCCGGGCGCCAGCCCCCUAUGGAAGCACCGGCAUCGCACCCUCCAUCCUUGCGAAUCGCAUCAGCUACUGCUUUGAUUUGCGGGGUCCGAGCAUGUCAGUGGACACAGCCUGCUCAUCAAGCCUUGUGGCAGUGUAUUUGGCCGCCAGGCAUCCCGGGAGUUCCCUGGUGCUGGGCUCCACUGUUUUGUUGGCGCCGGACAUGUACCUCACAGCUUGCAAAGCUGGCAUGCUCUCUCCAAAGGGCCGCUGUGCCACGUUGGAUCAGAGCGCAAAUGGUUUCGCACGCGGAGAAGGUGUGGCUGCGGUCUUGUUGGCACCAGACUUUGGACAGGCUAUCGAAGAGAAGUCACAGCUGCUGGGCGCGGCUGUGAACCAGAGUGGUAAGAUCGGAGCAAUCACGCAUCCAAACUCCCAUGCCCAAGAAGCGGUGAUUCGCCGGGCCUUGGGCGCCAAUGCCUCCGAGAUUCUUGCCCAUGAGCUUCACGGCACAGGGACACCCCUUGGAGAUCCCUUGGAGUCAGAGGCCCUCGGGAGAGUCAUGGGCAAGAGCGAGGUGGUGCUGCAGGCGCUGAAGACGCAUUGGGGACAUCUUGAGGGCUCAGCAGGCCUGGCCGGCUUCCUCAAGCAGGUCCUCUUGGCCCAUCGCCGGGUUGCUGCCCCAAACUUACAUCUGCGGCAGCUCAAUCGGGAUGUGGAGCUGCCUGGUGUACGAUCGCAGGUCUGUGUCUGA